Molecule: messenger RNA, 1586 nt
Organism: Styela clava
Lineage: Eukaryota; Metazoa; Chordata; Ascidiacea; Stolidobranchia; Styelidae
Product: CAAX prenyl protease 1 homolog
Biological process (GO): CAAX-box protein processing
Molecular function (GO): metalloendopeptidase activity
Source: RefSeq, a predicted model, not a curated record
ACGAAUUCUGGAAUGGCUUGUUCGGUCAGGUUAUUAUGACCACUGUUUUAUGGUUUGGAGGUUUACCAUUUGUCUGGGAUUUAUCUGGAGCAAUUUUGGAUAAAGUGGGACUUGAUGAAAACAACGAGAUUGUACAUUCACUGGUGUUUGCACUCCUUGGAAACAUAUUUUCUCUUAUAAUUGACUUACCCUGGAAAUUUUACUACACAUUUGUAGUCGAGGAAAAACACGGAUUCAACAAAAUGACAGUUGGAUUCUUUUUUAAAGAUUUGAUCAAAAAGACAUUAGUGUAUGAAGCAAUUAACCUUCCCAUCAUGUCUUUAAUUAUUUACAUCGUAAAAUCUGGGGGUGACUACUUUUUCAUAUAUGCCUGGCUAAUGGUGUUCAUCAUCUCAAUGAUACUAUUACACAUCUAUCCUGAGUAUAUCGCACCACUUUUUGAUAAAUAUACUCCACUUCCAGAAGGUGACCUGAAGAAGAAAAUUGAAGAACUGGCAGAUAGUUUAGAUUACCCGUUAAAGAAGCUGUAUGUUGUUGAAGGAUCAAAGAGGUCAUCGCAUAGUAAUGCAUAUAUGUAUGGAUUUCAUAAGAACAAAAGAAUAGUUCUCUUUGAUACGCUGCUCGAAGAUUAUACUCCUGUAACAAGAACAGAAUCAAUGAAAGACACAUCUGAUACUGAUGAGACUGGAAAGGAUUCAAAAACAGAAGAUGGGCAUGACAAGGAGAAGAAAAAAAUUGGUUGUAAUACGGAAGAGGUGGUUGCAGUGCUUGGUCAUGAAUUAGGCCAUUGGUAUUACUCUCACAUGGUCAAGAACCUGGUCAUUAUCCAGUUGAACAUAUUUCUCAUGUUUUUCGUUUUUGGAAAACUUAUGAAUCUUAGACAACUCUAUGUAGGUUUCGGGUUUAGUGAUUUUCAGCCAAUCCUAAUCCGUUUAUAUGUUGUGUUUUCAUUUAUUUUCUCUCCAUUCAAUGAAAUCAUGUCUUUCGUGAUGAAUGUGCUCAGUCGCCGAUUCGAAUUUCAAGCUGACGAAUUUGCGGUCAACUUGGGGAAACGGGAACAACUGAAAACAGCUUUAUUGAAGUUGUUCAAGGACAAUCUAGCAUUUCCUGUUGCUGACUGGUUGUAUUCAACCAGACAUUUCUCUCAUCCUCCUCUUCUUGAAAGACUUCGUGGCAUGGAUGAUGUGAAACAGAAAUCUGAGUAAAUGUUAGAUUGUAUUGGUAUUUUGGCCAUGUCCAUCACAAUUUUAAUAACCUUGGAACUUGGAACCUGAAGAAUAUUUGAAUGCUGGUUGAUAGAAUAUGCUCUGUGGAAAUUCCACUACUUUAGACUGAAUGUGGUGACAAUUUGAUUGACUAAUUUAAUUGACUAAUAUAAUUUCAAAACAUCAUUCAAUUUUUUACUUUCAGUUAUUUUACAUUUGUGUAUUCUAAUGUGACAAUUUCAUUGAUAUAGCAAUACUACUGUUUUGGAUUUGGAAUACUUUUCAAACUAAUAAUUGUAUUUGGUUUUUUAGCCAAGAUGUAUGGAAUAUAUAAUGGAAUUCUUUUGAUCAACGAUUCUUGUUUUUGGUGUUUUUUUAGAA